AUGGCUUCUUUUGGGAACCAACUAUCUUUCUUUUUGCUCAUGGUGCUUCUUGUCUCCCCGCAAAUUCAAGCCAGAGAAGGCAAGCUCUUCAGCUUGUUCUCCCAUUUCAGAACCAUCUAUAAUCUCAAAGAUCCUCUUCAGAAAACUAAAGUUGAAUCUCCAGCAUUAGCACCAGGACCAGCGUUAGCACCAGGACCAGCAUCAGCACUAGGACCAGGACUCGAACCAGCGUCAGCACCAGGACCAGCACUUGAACUAGUUUCAGCACCAGCGCCAGCACCUUCCGUUGAACAAGCAAUUGGGUCAACAAUACCAUCUGGGGCAGCACCAGAGCCUGAAUUUUUGGACAGAGGAGAGGGUUAUGGUCUGUAUGGUAGGGACUCUUAUAGCCAAUACUCUCACACCAAAGAAACUCCUACCACCACCACAACCUUUGAAAAUGAGCUUCUCAAUGAAGACUUCAAUGAUGAGAGCUACAAAACAGGCUACCCCAAAACCAAUUUCUACAGUAACUACAAGCACAAUGAAGAGUUCAGAAACAAUGCCAACAACAAUGAAGAGUUCAGAAACAAUGUCAACAACCAUGAAGAGUUCAGAAACAAUUUCAACAAAAAUGAAGAGUUCGGCAACAAGUAUGAAGAGUUCGGAAACAAUGGCAACAGGUAUGAAGAGUUCAGAAACAAUGUCAACAACAAUGAAGAGCUCUUCAGCAACCAUGACAACAAUAACGAAGAGUACAGGAACACUUACACGGAUGGCUACUCUAACAACAACUACAAUGAGAAGGGAAAUUACCACAACAACAACUAUAACAGCAUUGGCUAUCAGGGAAAGAGAGAAGGAAUGAGUGAUACAAGGUUCCUGGAGAAUGGUAAGUAUUAUCCUCAUGUGAAUACUGUUAAUGAGAAUUUUAACCUUAAUGGGUACGAAUCAGGGAGAGGGAAUACUGCUGAAAGUGAAGGUUACUACGAGAAAAGUCAGUAUCCUAACGAGUUUGACACCAUGGAAGAGUACGAGAAACAGCAGGAAGAACAAGGUUACAGGCCUUGA
Messenger RNA from Sphenostylis stenocarpa, 1050 nucleotides. Lineage: Eukaryota; Viridiplantae; Streptophyta; Magnoliopsida; Fabales; Fabaceae. The record is from the annotation of a GenBank genome assembly.